Messenger RNA from Pseudophryne corroboree (corroboree frog), 979 nucleotides. RefSeq names its product caspase-3-like. Bases 57 to 842 code for a protein of 261 amino acids. The transcript has 6 exons. Gene Ontology annotation, molecular function: cysteine-type endopeptidase activity. The record is from RefSeq and is a predicted model, not a curated record. Gene Ontology annotation, biological process: proteolysis. Lineage: Eukaryota; Metazoa; Chordata; Amphibia; Anura; Myobatrachidae.
GACACAGAACAUCAAGAACAAAUAAUUAUCUUAGUCCAUUGAACCGACUUCCGAAAAUGGAGGAACAACUUGGUAACAUGUGGAAUGAAACCGAUUCAAAAAAUGUUAAUGGAGGUUACCAGCGCUAUUACAAAAUGGAUUAUCCGGAAAAGAGUGUUUGUUUAAUACUUAACAUGGAACACUUUGACAUACCAGGUGUAAUAAGGCGUGCAGGCACGCACACAGACAAGAAGACACUAAAGAACACUUUUAAAAAAUUAGGAUUUCAAGUGAGAAUUGAAGAAAAUCUGUCAUGUACAGAGAUAGAAAACGUUCUUCAGAAAGUUACUGCAGAGGACCACAGUCAGAGAAGCUGCUUUGUCUGUGCUGUCCUGAGCCACGGUACUGAAGAUGGGAUUUUUUCACGUGAUCACAUUUUUACAUUGAACUGGUUGGUGACAUUUUUUGAUAAGAACAAUUGCAAGAGCCUUGCCGGGAAACCAAAGCUGUUUUUUAUCCAGGCAUGUAGAGGAGCGGAAUAUGAUUUUGGGAUAGAAACAGACAGCGGAUCAGAGGACAGGAGUUCAGCACCACAACUUCCAAAAGAAGCAGAUUUCUUAUAUGCAUAUUCCACACCCCUGGGGUACUUUGCAUGGAGAAACUCAGAAUAUGGUUCCUGGUUCAUCCAAUCUCUGUGUAAGAUGCUGCAAGAACAUGGAAGCAAGCUUGAAUUGAUGCAAAUUUUGACCAGAGUCAACCAUAAAGUGGCUUUAGAGUAUGAGUCCAGCAUUGGUGGAAAGGAGAUCCCUUGUUUUGUCUCUAUGCUAACUAAAGAACUGUAUCUAACACCUCAGUCUACGUGAAAGGGUUAUGUUAUAUCUUAUACAAAAAAAGAAUUAAAAAAUAUUCAAGUUACUGUAAACAUUAAAAAAAAAAUCUACAAAACUGCAGGUGAGUGUCCAUAACUCCAAUUCUAUGUGCAGUUUUAAACCAGAAUUCU